This is a messenger RNA of Triplophysa dalaica, 2285 nucleotides long. RefSeq names its product B-cell receptor CD22-like. The record is from RefSeq and is a predicted model, not a curated record. The coding region runs from base 55 to 1818 and encodes 587 amino acids. Lineage: Eukaryota; Metazoa; Chordata; Actinopteri; Cypriniformes; Nemacheilidae. The transcript has 11 exons.
GUCUACUGAAUAUCAACUCAGGUCACGGAUAAGGAUUGGCCUACUCUGAAAAAGAUGGUGGUUUUCCAGAGCUGUUUAUUUGCAUUUAUUCUCUACCUCAGAGCAUAUUCUGCAAGUGAUGAUAAUUGGCAUGCCACAGUACCAAAGUCAGUAGUGGGUCUGUCUGGAUCAUGUGUGGUGAUCCCCUGUACAUACAACUAUCCAUCAAAUGGAAAGACAUACACAGACUUAAGAGGAAUCUGGUACAAAGGUGACUCUGAUAUAAUCUACCAUACAGACACUUCCGAAAUCAUCAGCAAAUUCAAGGAUCGCACCAGCCUUAUUGGUUCCUUGAAUCAGAAAAACUGCACUUUGAAAAUUAGCUCUUUACAACACGAUGACCAAGGAGAAUACAUGUUCCGGAUUGAGAUUAAAGAUCUGGACAUGUACUCAUACCAACAAAGCAAAGUUUCUAUAACUGUAAAAGAUUCCCCCGAGGUACCUAGGAUCUCUGUGGAUGAGGAAGUGACAUCACAGAAAGAAGUGACCGCUACCUGUGUUGUGUCACAUUCCUGUCCGUCUGACCCGCCGCGUCUCACCUGGAGCCACAAAGGCAAAACCACAAGUGACUCACAACCAAAAGAGGACGCCCAAUUGAAGUUAACAUCAUCUCUGACUUUCACACCAUCCAGAGAAGACCAUAAUAAACCUCUCAGCUGCUCUGCAGAGUUUACUCCGGCAAAAACAGUGUCCAACAACAAAAAGCUCAAAGUGAAAUAUCGUCCAUAUAAUGUGAAUGUACGGAGUUCACCGGUGAAGGAGAAUGAAUCUAUUGGACUGACCUGCUUCACUGAUAGUAAUCCUCCUGCUCACAGCUUCCAGUGGUUCGGCUCAACAGGAUCUCCGUUGGCAAAUGGAAGCACCUAUAGACUGAAUAAUGUGACCCGUUAUACUGAAGCCAUUUCCUGCACCGCCACCAACACAGAGGGAAAAAACAGUUCAGGCCCUCAGAGGAUUAAUGUCUUGUAUCCUCCAUAUAAUGUGAAUGUACGGAGUUCACCGGUGAAGGAGAAUGAAUCUGUCGAACUGAACUGCUCCAGUGAUAGUAAUCCUCCUGCUCACAACUUCCAGUGGUUCGGCUCAACUGGAUCUCAGUUGGCAAAUGGAAGCUCCUAUAGUCUGAAUUAUGUGACCCGUUAUACUGAAGCCAUUUCCUGCAGCGCCACCAACACAGAGGGAAAAAACAGUUCCGGUCCUCAGAGGAUUAAUGUGUUGUAUCCUCCUGAGAUUAAAAGUGGGUCUUCCUGUGUAUCAGAGACUUUUAUAGUCUGUGUCUGUAUUGUGGACUCAAACCCUCCCAGUGAAGUCAAGUGGCUCGGUCCCUCGAGUACUUUCCCCAGCUCUGGUGUUGAACGAAAUGGGUCUCUUACCAUAUUCACCCUUCAGGGAUGGCUGGGAUUCCCAUACACAGUAAAUUGCUCUGCCAGUAACAGUGAAGGAAACUCUGUCAUGACACUGUCAGUGCCGCAUAAUGGUUUAAUAAUAUAUCUUGUUGUUGCUUCUAUUGUUGUUGUUGUUAUUGUAGUGGUCAUUUCAGCGUGUGUAGCCAAGAGACACUGUGGACGAAGACCUGCACAAAGUGUACUGGAUGUGAAGAAUGACCACAAUGAACUGAAGACAACCCCAAAGUCAGACACAUCCAGCCAAGAACAACAAAACGUUGACUUAUACACAAAUUAUCAAGAAAUAGACCAACCUGUUUAUAAAAAUUUUGAGUGUGAAGAUGGAAACCCGUCAUGUGAGCAAGAUGAAGAUGAAGCGAUCUACGCUAACACCUAAAAUAAACAAGCGUUAUAACUCUUAUAUAGAUCAUAUUCAAAUGACCGUUUUGAUGGCAUUAUAGUUUAAUUUUACUGGUCUGUCUAGCAUAAAAAAAGAUAUAUAACGCUUGCUAAGUAAUAUUGCAAUAAUAUAUUCAUAUUGUCCUAAAAGCAUGUUUGAUGUCUAUAAUGUGUAAACAAGGCCCCCUAGUGGUCACUGGAGGAAAGGUUUGGCAAGGCUGUGACCUAAAGCUGCUGCAAACCUUUGGAUGCCUUUAGUCACAACGUAAUUUCUGCAGUUACAAUUGUGUUGUUCUGAAGUUUGAUGAGAUAACUAUUAUUGUAAAAUAUAUAUAUAUUAUAAAAGAAUGUGUUGUAGUUUACUUAUGACUUGAAUAAGUUUGGCUCACCAGUUUUGGGUAUAUACAUUACUAUUCUACACAUCACUGUGAACAUCUUCAAAUGCUUUAAUUCAUCACAGAUUGA